GACCUGAACAGUCGCGCUCAGGCAGAAGUAACGAUCAGAGAAGCACUGAGGGAGCUGGAUCUGUGGGGAGCUGCAGCUACCUUCAACCUGACGGAGUACACAGACAGCAGCAAGCGCACACUCACCCUCAUCAAGGACUGGAAGGAUAUAGUCAACCAGGUGGGAGAUAACCGCUGCCUGCUGCAGUCUCUGAAAGACUCCCCCUACUACCGCAGCUUCCAAGACAAGGUCAGUCUGUGGGAGGUCCGGCUCUCAGACUUAGACGAGUACCUGCUGAGUCUGAAUGCCAUCCAGAGGCGCUGGGUUUAUCUGGAGCCCAUCUUUGGGCGAGGGGCAUUGCCCCGGGAGGAGGCGCGCUUCAAACGUGUUGAUGAAGACUUCAGGUCUAUCAUGUCUGACAUCCAGAGGGACAACAGAGUUGUUUCUUUGAGCUCAAGGGCUGGCAUCAGAAACUCUCUGGUCACCAUACUGGAUCAGCUGCAGCGCUGCCAGAAGUCACUCAAUGAGUUCCUGGAG
Molecule: messenger RNA, 516 nt
Organism: Notothenia coriiceps (black rockcod)
Lineage: Eukaryota; Metazoa; Chordata; Actinopteri; Perciformes; Nototheniidae
Product: cytoplasmic dynein 2 heavy chain 1-like
Exons: 4
Biological process (GO): microtubule-based movement
Cellular component (GO): axonemal dynein complex
Molecular function (GO): dynein light intermediate chain binding; dynein intermediate chain binding
Source: RefSeq, a predicted model, not a curated record